UUUUAGUUUCUGGCAUCAACGCGAAUCCGCAAUCCGCAGUCCGCAUUGGCAGUACCCAAAUUAAAAUAACCGAAACACUGAUUUGGCGGUGCGUUACUGAUUUGCAGCUAUUUAAUAUGGAUCAAGGUUUUAACAUAAUGAUGGUUAUUCCUUGGAAAUGCAGUGAUGUUUUACAAUUUCGACGAUUAUUUGUUUUGAAAAAAUGUUUGUUUACUGGAGAUCCAAUGCAGAAUGUAAAAUUUAAGCCUCAAUUAAGAAAAGUUCUGAGAAAGAUUACAAUUGAAUGGCAGAUUCUGUUUAUUACUUCAUGGACAAAGAAAAUGCGAUCUUUAGCUAACAAGUUCUUAUCAAGUUAUAUUCGUGAAAAAAUUGGUGUCUUGAAAAUUUUUAGAAACCACAAUACUAAAUUGCAAAUAAAAUGUGACAUUCAAAAUACCUUAAACCAUCAAGGAGAUCAUGAACUAAAUCAUGUGCUAAUAGGGGAGGAUGUAGAACAAUUACAUAAGAAUGGAAAAGUUGCUGCUGAGUUUAACUUCGGAGCUUCUGCAGGCCAAUGCAAAAACGAUCUAUUGUAUCACUGUUAGGAUAUUUCUGAUAACUAUCAGAUUCUUUUACAUUUGAUGGAAUUAGGCACCAUUAUACAUAAAAAUAUAAUUAUCUUUAGAAUCAUAACAUCGGCUUAUAUUGUUUUAGAUAUAACUGUUCGUUUUGUAAUCGCCUUCAGUGGGAUCGAUUCUUCUGAAGUAUAUCAGAUAUCUUCUAUGGCUGCGCAUGUUAUCCAAGGUUUCUUCCAACACUGAAAUAUUUGAUUUGUUAUCAUUUUAAUGUUAUGUUAUUUUCAAAUAUUUUAUGGAAAGAAAUCAACUACAUUUUAAUGGUUAUAUUUAUUAUUUAUUUUUCUAUCAUUCUUAAUACUUUACCAUAUUUCUGUGUGAAAGUCUCAUUAAUAAAUAGUUUUAUUUCAUUAAACGAAUUUCCAAAUAUGCUAUUAAACAAUUACUUAGUAUUAAUUUAAGCUGCAGUGUGUUUGUUUGGUUUUACAUUGUAGGAGACUUUUUUUUAAAUUUAAUACACAAAAUGACCGUGUGUUUAGACUAUAUAUAAUUUUUGUAAUAACAUAAUGUUCAUGGAAAAUAAAUCUCUUCUUCAUGUGGAAAAUACUUUAUUUUAAAACUGUUACUGUUUUUUCACUGCCACCUCCUAGCUUCGUUUAUUUUUAAAAAAUACAAAAAAAAAAAAAUUAUUCUAUACUUUUCAAAUCGCCUGCAGCGCCAUCUGUUCUAAAUUGUAACUAAUUUCGCAAGUUUGUCUGCCUGAAAAUUUACUGUUGUCCCUAGCACAUUACAACAAACGAUGUAUUUCUAUUGCUGCCCGUUUAGUUUUUAUUGAUUUUUCAAAUAUACUGGUCAUUUCUGAAACACCCGGUAUUUUGUUAAUUUAUUAAUUUUUAAUCGAGUUAUAUUAAAAUUCGUUUGCACUAGACUGUAAUAUAUAUGUAAACUUCAUAUAUAUUUCCAAAUCGGUCGUUUUUUUUCAAUUAAAUUUCUUCCUCCCUUUUUUCCAUUCCACGAUUAUUGUUUAGAAUAUUAUUUUAGUUCUUGAUCAUGGUCCCCCCCCCUUAAUCUCGGGGCCCCGGUUCAUAGCAUCCGUCACACACCCCAGAUGGCCGGUCCUGCACAUAUACACAAAUUUUAUUAAAUACACCGUUUCUUUGGUUUUUAUAAGCAAUUAAAAUUGUUAAACAAAUCUAAUCCAUCCACACUAAAUGGAGGCGACUUAUUUACUCUUUCUUUCGGCAAAAUUCCCAUUAUCUGUGAUAACAAGAUGGGUUUUCAAUUGAAGCAUGUUCCAUAAAGAUGGGUUGUUUUUCGUGCCAAAUCUCUAUCACCUAAUGGCCAAAAGUUCAAACGUACAGCAUUUAGUAGUCCUUGAGGCCUAAUAUGCAAUAAUUUCUUGUGUACACUAGAAAAAUAAAUUUGAUUCCAGUAUGAGUGAAUUCUAAUUUCAGUUUUAUUCAGUAGAUACUAAAAAAUGUAUUUUAUAAUGUUUCGUUCUUCUUUAAAUAUCAACACCACCAAAACUGUCUUCCGUGACGUGAUUAUGAUGGUAUAUGAAUAAGGCUCAUUUCACAUUUUCCUCUUUCUUCGGGGAUUAUUUAAAUUAAAGGCAUUGUAAUCGUUUGUACAACCCCAGAAUAUCUUGCUUUUCUGUAGCCAACAUUUCUAAAUUAAUAUAUAUUUUAAGUAUUAAAUUAAAAUGAUUUUCUGUGAAGGAAAUAAAAUGAAAUUUAUAUCUGAAUAAUUUUAUUUUUUUCCAGUGGUACAAUUGAUGGAUUUAUAAAGAUACUAUAGUAAUAACGCUUCCUUUCCCUCUCGCCAUGGAUUGUCUGAUUAAGCGGUUUGAAAUACGAAAUUAUCAAACAUCAAAUCAUAUAUAAAACAGGCAUAAGGAAAUAUAAAAUAAAUUUCAUUGUGUUAGAAAGCAUUAUUCAAUGUAAAAAACAUUUCAUGUCUCAGCUUACAUCUAUAAUCAUUGUUCCGAAAUGCCACUUUUUGCAUAAAAAAUUGUAUUUUUCUUGGAGUUUAAUGUAAAAAAGAAUUGUAAUAUAUGUUUUUUGAACUGACGGAGGAGGACUAUAUUUGUGUUAUACUUGGGCCAAAUAUAGACGACGAUGAAAAUAAUUUUCGAAACAAGCAAAAAGUGUGGAGUGCUCUUUACGAAUAGGGUAAUGCUAAUUUUUGAUUAAAAAAUAACAAAAUAUAUGUGCAAUAAAUUUCAGCACUUUAAUGUGCCAUGAAGAAUAUAUUCAGUUAUUUCCAAAAAUAUAUCAGACAUCCAUGAUUAUUAACCAAUGGAAAUGUAUAUUCAGAAGUAGAUGACAAUUUAUUAAAAUUACUGGUUAUCGAAAGCGAAAGGAGAAUAUUUUCAUUUUGGUAAAUCAAUUAAAAAUAGAAUUCGUAAAGAUGCAUUAAAAUAUUUAUCAUUGAGGAGAAAUAUUUGGUUUCGUCAAGGAAAAAAAAAUUACUCUUUUAAAGCAAUUUAUUUCUUCUUUAUAUAAGAUUAUCUACCGCUAUUUUUAUAAAGUUUGACCUUAUAAAUAUGACAUGAGAUAACCCUUUUACGUUGCUACAAUAUUAGUAUAUAUAUAUCUCGCAUUAAAGCAGUUUUUUGGAAAUGCUGCUUUAAAAAUGAAGGAUAUUUAUCCUCAUGGUUAGUCGUACGCUACUCUCCGCACCACUAAAAACAGCGUCUUCUAAUUGGUCGCUGCUUUACCUACUGCGUUUUUUGUAUUUAAUGUAUUUUAUAUUAUUUUUUUUUUGUAUUUAAUGUAUUUUAAUUAAUGCCAACUUCAUAGUUGGCUAAAAAUUAGUUCAUGUAGGGAGGUGUUCACAGUUAGUGAAAAAAAUUCCGAUGGUAGUACUGGAACAUAGAUAGACAACAACAGCGUCACUGCUUUUGGACUUUGGAACUGUCUUAACGUUGAAAAUUCGUUGUGCUUACAUUAAAUUAUAUAGCCUUAUAAAUACAUCCUGGAAUUCGUGUUUUCUUUGAAAUUUGUAACUACAUACUCCAUUCUUCUUAUAUUGAAAUUCAGUUUAUGAUCUUUUCAUGAGAUUGAUUGUUAAGGAAAGAUGUUAUUUAGAAGUUUCAACAGUGAUUUUUUUUUCUAAGGGAAAAAAAUGAAUUUCACGUUUGUAUAUAAAAUAUUGAAAAUUUCAUAUUUUCCGAAUUAACCUAUGUAACAAUAAUAAUAAAAACAGCUCUAAUUCCUGAUCAUAUAUAAGUUUUAAAAUGUG
Molecule: messenger RNA, 3797 nt
Organism: Argiope bruennichi
Lineage: Eukaryota; Metazoa; Arthropoda; Arachnida; Araneae; Araneidae
Exons: 4
Coding region: 117-584 (155 amino acids)
Source: RefSeq, a predicted model, not a curated record